UGCUCGGAGAGGAUUCAGGACACAGCGGUGUGUAACACAGUGUUACUGUGUAAAGUCCCUGCACUCACUCACUCUCACACUGACUCACUGGCUUCACCGGGAAACGCGGACAAACUGAAAGCGGGUCCUCAGCUAAAAAUAGUUUGUUCCAGUAGUUUGUGGAACUUUAUGAAAAAGACACACACAGGCGUGUUAUUUAUUUAUUUAUUUAUUUAUUUAUUCCAUUAGCGUUUGUUUUGCCUGACAGCAUCUCUACAAGUUAUUUCUAGGAGCACUGAAUCCAGGGCAGGCUAUCACAUCUACCAGAUCAUUACAUCUUCCUCCACACUGAAGCUGGUCAGAGACAUUAGAGUGGCGAAGCAGCUGAGUGAAUCCUGAAGACGGAGUAACAAUAAGAGUUUGAUCCUUGGCUAGAGGCCCAUUAGCGUGAACAGAAGAAUUCAAGAAGUGCAACAUGGCUAGUGGCUUCCUCUGCUGCUUGAAAUACAUGAUGUUCAUCUUUAACCUCAUCUUCUGGUUGUGUGGCUGUGGACUGCUGGGCGUAGGGAUCUGGUUGGCAGUGUCUCAGGGCAGCUUUGCCACCUUCUCGCCCUCCUUCCCCUCCCUCUCUGCUGCAAACCUAGUCAUCGCUAUAGGCGCCAUCGUCAUGGUGACUGGCUUUCUUGGUUGCCUGGGUGCCAUCAAGGAAAACAAGUGCCUGCUCCUGAGUUUCUUCAUCGUCUUGCUGAUUAUUCUGCUGGCCGAGCUGAUUUUGCUUAUCCUUUUCUUCACAUUCUCCGAUAAGGUCAGUGAGAAUGCCAAGCAGGACCUGAAAGACGGCCUGUCUCUAUACUACUCGGAAAACAACGUCGGUCUGAGGAAUGCCUGGAACAUCAUCCAAGCUGAGUGGAAGUGCUGUGGCGUGAUUGGGUUUACAGACUGGCACGACGCUCUAAAGGAGAAGGUUGUACCUGACCGCUGCUGCCAGGAGCACUAUCAGGACUGCGGCCGCAACGUCACCAACGAGUUCUGGAAGCGGGGUUGCUUUGAAAAGGUGGAGGAGUGGUUGGAUGAUAACAAGCACCUGCUCGGGACUAUCGCCUUGUGCAUCUUGGUUGUCCAGCUCCUGGGUAUGGCCUUUUCCAUGACGUUGUUUCAUCAGAUCCACAGAACAGGGAAGAAGUACAACGCCUAGCCAAGCACCAGGACAGACAGAGGCCUAUGGGACUGAUUCGGGAAGAAAAGCUCCUUUACAAUACCCUAACCUUAUCUCCUGUUCUCCCCUGUACAGACAUCAGCCAUGCGUCCCGUUUCUUCUUCUUUCUCUUCUCUCUCAUGAUACCACUUAUCUGCCAAAGAGAAAGAGAGACAGAGAGGAAGGAGUUCAAACUCUUUGGCCAAGAAUCCCCAUAAUGGCUGUUUCCUUUUCUUCGCUACUUCUUUAGAAUUUUUUAUUUUUUUUGUAUGCUUGGACUAACUAACCACAGCAGAAAGGAGAGUAUCAUGGCAAAAAUAAACUGCAUCGCUCUACUAAUGUGUAAUUCCCAUCCUGCAAGGAAAGGAAAGGAUAUAAAAGACUAACCAUGCCAUCUUCCGGGUGGCGUGCUUUUUAAAUGUUAUUCGCAUAUUCAAAUUCCCUCGGCAAUGAAAAUGACAAAGGGUUCCAUCCCGGGUAGCCUCGAAGGAAACCAGCGUCGUUUCAAUGGACGAUUAUUUUUGUUUUGUUUUUUUCUUCUUUUUUUUAAACCCCAGUUCUUUAAUUCUCAUCUUUGCGCAUGAGAGGAGUGAAGUGUUUUAGCUGUGUUCGCUCAGUAGGACUCUGGGAUGCUGAGGAUGGUCAUAGAGGUGCUUGGUGGUGUUCUAAGUACCGAAAUCACAGAUAUAUUUUGAAUGAUUAGAAAAGGAUGCAAGUGCUGGAAUUGAGUUGGAAAAUUCAAGUGUGGAUCGAGUGUUACAUAAGAAAGUCAACUAUGGAUAAAUCUCCUUUCCCACCCCCCAUGUUAAAAUACCCUGAUACACAUCCAUCAUGCCGUGCUUAAAUUCAGAUAAACAGCUGUUACUAAAUAUUUUACAUUGUACUGUACAUUUUUUUCUACUUAAUCAGAAAUUACACAUAAGUGAGUAUUGGUUCAUCUUUCACAUGUCAACUUUACAUCCAGAGCCAUGCAAAGUGUUCAAAGAGACAUGUCAGUUGUCGCUAAGAAAGCAGCCUUCCUACACCGUUGAGAGAACGAGGGUCAUGCAUUCUUAAGUGUUCUUGUAUACCUGAGCUCUUCAUCCAGUGUGCUGU
Molecule: messenger RNA, 2269 nt
Organism: Clarias gariepinus (North African catfish)
Lineage: Eukaryota; Metazoa; Chordata; Actinopteri; Siluriformes; Clariidae
Gene: tspan9a
Product: tetraspanin 9a
Exons: 10
Coding region: 455-1174 (239 amino acids)
Cellular component (GO): membrane
Source: RefSeq, a predicted model, not a curated record